Molecule: messenger RNA, 219 nt
Organism: Clunio marinus
Lineage: Eukaryota; Metazoa; Arthropoda; Insecta; Diptera; Chironomidae
Source: the annotation of a GenBank genome assembly
AUGGUGGACUCUGGACAAGCGAAAAUGAACAGCAAAAAUAAAAAAAAUAAAUACAAACCGUUUCUUUUAGCCCGUCGUACUGAAAGCUUAAAAAAUGAAUGCAUGAGCAGACUAAACGUAAGAACACAAAAUGCAAAUGGCAAUGACCUUCCAACACUUAGCAGUCUAUUACUCUUUAAACUAAUUAUUUACUCAACCUUACCAUGUCUGGUUAGAUGA